UAAUGGGAGGAGCCGGGCCCGAGCAAGUUCUUUCCUUUUGCUGCUGCGGCCGGAGCCAUGAGUAUGCUCAGGCUUCAGAAGAGGCUUGCCUCUAGUGUCCUCCGUUGUGGCAAAAAGAAGGUCUGGUUGGACCCCAAUGAGACUAAUGAAAUCGCCAAUGCCAACUCCCGCCAGCAGAUCCGGAAGCUGAUCAAAGAUGGGUUGAUCAUCCGCAAGCCUGUGACUGUCCAUUCCCGAGCUCGAUGCCGGAAAAACACUUUGGCCCGCCGGAAGGGCAGGCAUAUGGGCAUAGGUAAACGGAAGGGUACGGCCAAUGCUAGAAUGCCUGAGAAGGUAACCUGGAUGAGGAGAAUGAGGAUUCUGCGCCGGCUGCUGAGAAGAUACCGAGAAUCUAAGAAGAUUGACCGCCACAUGUAAGCACACUCUCUUGGCAUGAA
Otolemur garnettii (small-eared galago) is the source of this 437-nucleotide messenger RNA. It is a transcript of the gene RPL19, whose product is annotated as ribosomal protein L19. Gene Ontology annotation, molecular function: RNA binding; structural constituent of ribosome. Lineage: Eukaryota; Metazoa; Chordata; Mammalia; Primates; Galagidae. The transcript is spliced from 4 exons. Gene Ontology annotation, biological process: translation. The coding region runs from base 58 to 417 and encodes 119 amino acids. Gene Ontology annotation, cellular component: ribosome; cytosolic large ribosomal subunit. The record is from RefSeq and is a predicted model, not a curated record.